AUGUGGCAAAAUCGGGCCAUCAUAAAUCUCUUUAUCACAUUUUAUGCCUUUCUGUUUAUGGCAUUAGCUGCUGUUACCGACGCUUAUAUUUUCGGAAGUGGAAACUACGUCCGGUUUCGUCGGCCGGAAGAUAUUUGGGAACCACCAUUUCGUACUGUUUUAUGUGACAGCUAUCCAAUACGUAUACAGAUAGAAGCGGAUCCAGAAAAAAUCUGUCGAAGUUUCAUAAAUCAAAUGAAACAAAUCAGUUACGAUUAA
Messenger RNA from Brugia pahangi, 258 nucleotides. The record is from the annotation of a GenBank genome assembly. Lineage: Eukaryota; Metazoa; Nematoda; Chromadorea; Rhabditida; Onchocercidae.